CUUUCUUCCCUGAGUGAGGGAGAGAACGCACGUCUUUGUCUCAGAAUACUCAACGAACUCUCGCGGUGUUCAGAGUAUCAUGGCCCCAAUCGAAACUCUCCUGCCCUCCGGGCCAUGGUGGCUAUAUGCCUCACUGGUCCUCAUAUCCUGGAUCAGCUUCACCGUCAUCCGUCGCCGAUACUUCCACCCUCUUUCCCACGUCCCCGGCCCGUUCCUUUGGUCGAUUUCCAACCUCCCGAUCCUCUACCACAAUGGCAUCAGAGAAGGACAACUGAUGCAUGUGCUGCCCAAGUUGCAUGCCAAGGCCCCAAUCCGCGCCCCGGUAUUACUAACCGUCAAGUCCAGCGACGAGCACCGAGUGCGCCGGGCGGCUCUCAACCCGUUCUUCUCUCGCAGGUCGGUGCUUGAGCUGGAGCAGCAGAUCAUCAAGACAAAGACGGAGAAGUUGUGCGGGAUGAUUAUUCAGACUUGUCUUUAUGAGCAUGAUGAGUCCCCCUGCUCAACAGAGGCGAAGGGAGAUAAGAAGGGGAAGGGGGGAACUGGGAAUAACAUCUUUGACAUGCACAACGCCAUCCGCGCUUACGCCGUGGAUAUCAUUACAGAAUACGCCUACGCCAACUACGACGCGUCGGAUUACCAGGAGGCUAUACGGGUUGUUCAGUUGCUGUUCCCGUGGUUCCAGACUUUUCCGGUCUUGAUGACACUGUUCGGUUGGAUCCCGGAUUGGUUCACAAUAACAGUAUUUCCGCCGUUCAAGAAGUGGAUUGAGAGUUUGGAGACGGUGCGUGUGGCCGUGACGAAAGUCCGGGGGGAGAUUGAAAUGGGAAUAAAGCCGGAUCGGAGGACGAUCUUUCAUGAGAUGAUUGAUCCAGAGCUGGACCCGUUGGCUGAUGAGGAUGUGAAGGGGAGGAAGUUUAGGACGCAGUUGUCGGAUGUCAUUGUCUUUUCGGACGCGGUGAAUGUGACGGGGGCGGGCGCUGAUACUACUGGGUCGACGAUCGGGAGGGCUAUUUUUGAGGUUGUCAACAGCCCGGAGAUCUAUGGUAAACUGAGGAAGGAGUUGCGGGAUGCUUUCCCGGAUGUGGAGUCUAUCAAUCUUCGGGCUUUGGAGAAGUUGCCGUAUCUGACGGGCGUGGUUAAGGAAGCGUUGAGACUCAACCCCGGCCUCCCAGGCCACCUCCCCCGCCUCGUCCUCUCCCCCGGCGCCACCUUCAACUCCGUCCCUCUCCCUCCAGGAACAUCCAUCUCCAUGUCCGCCUGGCUAAUGCACCACGACCCCGUGGCCUUCGGUACUGGACAAGAACCAACCGUCUUUGACCCAGAGCGAUGGAUACCUCACACCAGGGAAGAUGAAGAAAGAAUCCGUAUGCAGGAGCGGUGCAUGGUCCCCUUUGGCAAAGGAAGCAGGAACUGCUUGGGCCAGGCGCUGGCGAUGGCGGAGCUGUACUCGACUCUGGGCAACAUCUUUUGGCGGUUUGAUGAUUUGGUGGUGGAGGAAGGGAUGACGAGGGAGGAUUUGGGGUUGGUGGAGUUGUUUUUGGGGUAUCAUCCUAGGGGGGCGAGGAAAUUGAGGAUUUUGACGGGGAGGGAGGUGAGGUGAGGUGAGGUGUCGUAUUGGUAAGUACAACGCGUGAAUGGUGCUGGGUUAUGUGGUGACGGACUUGGAUGAAACCAUUCUGGCAAUGCAAAGGACCUGGUUGAGUCAAAGAAAGUACUGACCGGGCGUUACAUGUGGCCGGCAUGUUUGGAAUUUGUGUGAUAAGAGUAGGCCAUCUCGUUGUCGAGACGGGAGGCACGUGGUGCCGAAAUGCAAGGCGCUUGAGAAGGAGCGAUGGAGUUUAAGUUACUUGAGUAUUUGUUGUGAAUGUAAUGUGACUGAAAGGAGCCCAAACAAAUCUUGAAGAAGAGGAAACGAACUGAGAUAGCAUUUUGAAGUGCGUGGAUUGUGCUUGUUUGACCUGUUAUGAGUGAAGCCCAACUUCACCCACACUCGCUUGAUUUUAUCAAAGAGCUUAACUUGCCGUACCAUUCCUUUUGACUUGGCGCACCCAAUUUCACCUGGCAAAAAAGCAGGUCGUUUUCAAG
This is a messenger RNA of Neurospora tetraspora, 2085 nucleotides long. RefSeq names its product cytochrome P450. The transcript has 4 exons. The record is from RefSeq and is a predicted model, not a curated record. Lineage: Eukaryota; Fungi; Ascomycota; Sordariomycetes; Sordariales; Sordariaceae. Gene Ontology annotation, molecular function: oxidoreductase activity, acting on paired donors, with incorporation or reduction of molecular oxygen; monooxygenase activity; iron ion binding. The coding region runs from base 80 to 1600 and encodes 506 amino acids.